UUUACGUUUUUUUUAUUUGCGCCAAAAACAUAGCUUGCUUUUUCCAAAGAUCCCGCUUUUUUCUCUUUCUUCUAAAACCCUAUCCUUUUCUCGCCAGCCAAACAAACUAAGAAUCUGCAAUCGGCUCUCUCUCACUAUACUCAGGUUAUAUUUGGCGGAGUUUAAGCUAUUUGUUAAUGGCCGCCUCUUCUUGGUUUUCCACCGGUUUAUUGAAUGAACGUUCAAUCUCUUUCACGCCCAUGAAGUGCUAUACACGGACAAUAUGCAAUUGUCCAAAUCUGUUCAGUAAACAAACCUUUUGUCCAAAGCCUGUCUCUGUUUAUGCUGGAUCAAGACAUUCAACUAGGAAUGGAAUUCGGUGUAGAACAUUGGAAGUUGAAAGUACACCUUCAUUUUCAAUUGGAAAGAAAUUUCAACUUGAUGAUGUGAUUGAGGCACAGCAGUUCGAUAGAGAGAUUCUAAGUGCUAUAUUUGAAGUUGCACGAGAGAUGGAGAAGAUUGAGAAGAAUUCUCCUGGGAGUCAAAUUCUUAAGGGUUAUCUCAUGGCUACCCUUUUUUAUGAGCCGUCUACUCGUACUAGGCUUUCUUUUGAGUCAGCCAUGAAACGGUUAGGUGGUGAGGUUCUGACUACUGAAAAUGCAAGGGAAUUUUCAUCGGCUGCCAAGGGAGAGACCCUUGAAGAUACUAUUAGAACUGUUGAAGGGUAUUCAGACAUUAUUGUCAUGCGUCAUUUUGAAAGUGGUGCUGCAAGAAGAGCUGCAGCAACCGCUAACAUUCCCAUUAUUAAUGCAGGGGAUGGUCCUGGACAGCAUCCAACUCAGAAAUCAAUGCAGGCUCUUUUAGAUGUAUACACUAUAGACCGAGAGAUAGGUAAAUUGGAUAGCAUUAAAGUUGCACUUGUGGGAGAUCUGGCAAAUGGGAGAACAGUCCGUUCACUUGCAUACUUGCUUGCCAAAUAUGAAGAUGUGAAGAUCUAUUUUGUCUCUCCUGAUGUAGUAAAAAUGAAGGAUGAUAUCAAAGACUAUUUGACGUCGAAGGGAGUCAAAUGGGAAGAAAGUGGUGAUUUAAUGGAAGUGGCUUCAAAGUGUGAUGUUUUGUAUCAAACUCGCAUUCAACGAGAACGGUUUGGAGAGAGAGUUGACCUUUAUGAAGAAGCUCGAGGCAAAUACGUUGUGGAUAGUGAUGUGUUAAAUGUGAUGCAGAAGCAUGCUGUGGUCAUGCAUCCUCUCCCGAGACUUGAUGAGAUAACUGUAGAUGUGGAUAAGGAUCCAAGGGCUGCAUAUUUUAGACAAGCACAGAAUGGUCUAUACAUUCGAAUGGCGCUUUUGAAACUUCUACUUGUUGGAUGGUGAGAGAUGUGCUAUUGGAAGUAUUGAAUUUUGACAUUUCAUCUUAUGGCCUGCUGGUUGAAUUUAUAGCAAAACUGCCAGAAUCGCCUAACAUUUUAAGAAAUCACUAGUCAGGAAAGAACUAUGAUGUACGCAUCUUUUCUCGACAAUCCUUUUGAGGCCUUUUUCCCUUUUUUUUUGGUGGGUCUGAAUUAAAACCAUCCAAACGGAAGAAUCCAAUAAUGAUUCCUUUAACAGUGUGAUAUCUUGAAGAAUAA
This is a messenger RNA of Manihot esculenta (cassava), 1606 nucleotides long. Its product is annotated as aspartate carbamoyltransferase 1, chloroplastic. Gene Ontology annotation, molecular function: amino acid binding; aspartate carbamoyltransferase activity. Bases 177 to 1352 code for a protein of 391 amino acids. The transcript is spliced from 6 exons. Lineage: Eukaryota; Viridiplantae; Streptophyta; Magnoliopsida; Malpighiales; Euphorbiaceae. Gene Ontology annotation, biological process: amino acid metabolic process; 'de novo' pyrimidine nucleobase biosynthetic process. The record is from RefSeq and is a predicted model, not a curated record.